AUGUGCUGGCUAUUGCUACGAGAGAGCUAGCAAACAUCACUGCUGAACCUUGAACCAAGGCCAAGAAGCACAGAGGAGGAAGUAGCCGAAGAGCUGGAGCCAACCUCUCCAGUAACAGCGUCUCGUCUUUGGCGUGUGCUGCCCACUGCUUGUGUGGUGUUACUUGCAGUCGGAAAUCAACACAGCGUUCCCGGGGCUGCAACAACAGACAGAGCGAACAAGCACAGCAGCUGCAGUACUUCAUUAGUGGGGGUGGAACGCGAUGCGGAGAGAGAAGAGGAGACGUCAAGGGGUCGGGCCGUGCGGUGCCGCCCUUUUGCUGGUGGCGUCCCUGGUGCCGCACUCGCUGGCUGCUGGUGGCUUCCAGUCACGGCGGCAACGCGCCGCCCAGACCACCGUCAUCAAGCAGGGGCGCCGCUGGUUCACCCGCGGACCGCGAAGCCGGGGGGGGGGGGGGGGGGGGGNGGGGGGAGGGGGAGGAGGGCAGUUUCAUCUCUCGACGAAUGUAGCAGAAACGCUGCGGGAGAGAAGGAGCGGCGGCGGCGGCGGCGGCGGCGGGAGAGCUGGGGGAGGAGGGGGACAAGGGCACCAGGGUGAUCCUGCGUUCCCGGCUGCUGGAGACGCGCGGAGGAAGGCGUUCUUGGGAGCGGGGACGGUGCAAGCGGACAGGCGCGCGGCGGCGCUGGAGCCCCAGGCGGGCGCCGGGGGGGGGGCAGGGGGGGCGGCGUUCGACCCUCAGCGAUAUCGACAGCAGCAAGCACAGCGACGGUACGCCUUGCAAGAGCCGUGGGACAGCAGCAACAACAGCCACGACCAAGGCAACGACAAUAGAGACGAGGAAGGGGCGACGGGGGCGGCAAUGGGGGUUCCGGAAAUGGUAUCGGAGGGGGCGCCGGCGUCAACUCCCCCCCCGAGAACCCCCCUACAGGAACACGCUUUCCAGAACAUGUACCGGAAUCAGCGCACCCAGCUUCCCGGGCAAGCAGUGGGAACACAGCAGCCGUCGUCGACCCUGUUUCGGAGGUCCGGGGCGGGAGGCGUUUUCUUCAUCUUCCUCGUCAUGGUGUGCAGGUCCCUCAACCAUUACGAGUACGCCGAGCAGAUGGCGGGGGCCCUCAGGGCGAUGUCUUUGGUGCCGGCCGUGGGCCUGUUCUUGGGGAACUUGGUGUGCAUGUGCCUCUCGCUGGUGGAGUCGGCCACCAACAGGCAGAAGGCCAGGAUGAAGACGAUGCUUUCCGUCGAUGCCGUGUGCGAGGGGUUACUGCUGGUGUACAACAUGCUGCUGCUGUUGGGCGGCGCGUCUGGGCUAGUGCCGAAGGAAGAGUUCGUCGGCCGCAUCCUCACCAACGUUGUUUUCUUGUCCCUCUGCGUCACCUUCGCCAAGGCCCGAUGGGUGGCGGACGGCGCGUUCUGAUUGGCUGAUUCAUCGACGGGAAGCGGCCUGGUCUGAACGAAGCGGCGCGGCGGCAGGCAGGCAGUGCUGGCCGUUGAGUGGUUAACUUCUUCUCGGGAAAAGGAAAGGAGGUGGAUGACUGAUUCUUAGGAGGGCCAGGCCAUGGCCUGGCCCAAGGCGGUGUUGACCGGUGAUUGAUUUGGUCAAACGUCUUGUCGGGAAACGGGAAGGCGGGCGUACGUUGUGCCCCGUCGCGGUGCGGCAAGAGUUGGAGGAGUUAUUCCGCUCUCAAUAGUGCUUGAUUCCGGUCAAAGAUGAAAGUCCAAAGCAAUGCGUACGUACUUCAUCAUCGAAUAUAGCGGGACCGAGUGCACGACGGGCGGUUGGGGGGGAGGGAGGGUAACGCAGAAUAGGCGAUGCUGUGGAGUGAUUUGGAUGCAGGCAGCGCUUCCGACUUAUCUUUUUUGGUGCCUCUUAUUUCUUUUUCUCUCCUUUUUUACUUUUCGUUUCGCGUGCGGAAACUCGCCGAAGAGCCAGAGGCUAAUGUUUGCGGUGCUGAGGCAGCUGUGAUUCUGGAUGAGGUUUAUAUGUGAGCGACCCUACCCCCCCCCGUCCACACACACGGGGAGAGGGUCUGUCUGCUGCUGUUGUCGGUUGAUCUGUCAGUCUAUGUGCUGCUGCGGAAUGUUAAAGACCUGGUCUUGACUUUUUUUUUUGUCGAACGACGGUUUUCAUUGGCCCGAUCGGGGCCGCUUGAAACUUAUCAAUCGGUUGGUUACGUUGUUGUAACGGUAGAAGAACCGUUAUGCAGUAGUCCGUGGGACUUGGCUGGCUCCGUGGUUGAAGACCAAGGGGGGGGGAGGGAGUGGGGAGCUAUCCGUUGAUCUCAUCGUGGGCAGUACGAUCGCUUCUUGUCCACGAGUUGCGCUUGUUUCCGAUGGCGCGUUUCUGUCGCGCGGAGAGGGGGCUUGCAGUACGCGCGUGCCUGUCGGUGAUACGUACCGAUUAUGGCGUAAUUUGACCACCUUUUGCGGAUCUCGGAGUUUGUGUUUGGCGGGGGUACAGCAGUCGUAGCGUCUCUCCCGCUCGACGUAUCUGCUGC
This is a messenger RNA of Ectocarpus sp. CCAP 1310/34, 2495 nucleotides long. The record is from the annotation of a GenBank genome assembly. Lineage: Eukaryota; Phaeophyceae; Ectocarpales; Ectocarpaceae.